Messenger RNA from Stegostoma tigrinum, 1014 nucleotides. RefSeq names its product utrophin-like. The transcript is spliced from 2 exons. The coding region runs from base 646 to 996 and encodes 116 amino acids. The record is from RefSeq and is a predicted model, not a curated record. NCBI's taxonomy places the organism in Eukaryota, Metazoa, Chordata, Chondrichthyes, Orectolobiformes, Stegostomatidae. Gene Ontology annotation, biological process: synaptic signaling. Gene Ontology annotation, cellular component: plasma membrane.
CAGUGGAACUGAUGGGCACAGAUCUCUGAACUCUCAGCCUGUAGCAAAGAUGGUAAUAAAUCUGAGGGACUUUUACAUGAACACAUUAAUUUACAGAUCAUUGGGAGUGGUCUGGUAUUUUGCUGUGGUCUUCCUUGCCCUGGGGACUGAAGUCCCAUUUGAUGUCACUGUUUGGUUAUAUGUUUACAAUAGACUCCCUUCGAGGAUUGGUUUUCUUACCUUUGCGCAGAAAGUCCUUUUUAAAAAUUUCUUAUGUGACGAUCGGUCAGUUAUUUUUGACUUCCAAAUUGCCAGCGGUUUAGACCAACUGUUUGAUUCAGACGGACCCCAAAAUUGGGUACGUUAAAGGAAAAACAGCUGGGCUGUUGGAAGAAGCGAGAACUAGCAAAGUCUUUGACUGAACUUUAGGGUGAGAACUGCCUGGGACGAAGAAAGCACAAUGGAAGAUGGCUGAAAGCCGCAAAAGACUACUGAGCACCCUGGAUCUGGGUAUCUUUGGACGAGUUCUUUUGAAUUGAUGGAUGUGUGAAACUGCUAAUAUGUAAACCACAAUCUGAUGGAUUUAGUGUGUAAGAGAAACAUGAGGACAGGUUAAAACAGGAGGUAAUCUUCUUGAAGAUGUAAAACUGCAGCACAACAGCAGUAAUGGGACAACCUAUUGCAGAAAGAUGUCGGCUGUGUCAAGAACCUACCCUGGAAGAGAGAGCCCAGAGAAUUGCCAAAGCUGUCCGCAAACAGUCAAUAGAAGUGAAGGAAAAUUGGGAGCAAUUGAAAACCCGUGCGAGCAACUGGCAGAAACAGGUGGAAAAGGCGUUGGAGAAACUUCAAGAACUGCAGAAAGCUCUGGAUGAUCUUGAGGCUCAUGUGAUAACAGCUGAGGGGGUCCACACUGAUCAGCAACCUGUGGGUGACCUGCUUAUUGACUCAUUGCAGGGUCACAUUGAUAAAACCACAGUAAGUGCAAUUACAUUACACUUCACUUAUGAACAGAUGUAACCACAAUGUUGUAUCGAG